AUGUUGAGAAGAAGUCUCCCUCUUUGCAAAAAGAAGAAGAGGAGGAGAAACGUUGUUCUCCCUUUGGAUCUAGUUAUCGAGAUUCUUAACCGAUUGCCUGCAAAAUCCGUAGCUAGGUUUCUUCUCGUCUCGAAAUCAUGGGGCAAAAUCAUAUGCAGCAAGAGUUUCAUCAGAUCGUUUCCUUUUCAAUCAUUGACUCAGCCUUUGAGUUUACUAAUAGCUUUCCAAUACCAAGGUCGUCACAAGAGCAACCUACACUGCUUCUUCUUUUCUUCUUCUUCUUCAUUGUCAUCGUCAUCAAUAUCAACCUCGUUUCUAUCCAGAAUAGGACGUCCCGCCUUAAGCCAUUAUCUAUCCUGGUACCCUAUUUAUUACGUUAAUGGUUUGACCAACACCGGUCGUAUCAUAAGUAACCCUUGCACGGGUAAGUCCAUAACUUUACCUAGGCUUGUCAAAACAGGCAAGGAACAAAGGCUAACUAGGCGGUUUUUCGGAUAUGAUCCUGUCAAUGAUCAGUACAAAUUAUUAUGCAUGUCACGCGGCCGGAAUCUUGGAGGACAAGCAACAACGCUUCCUUGGUAUAACGACUUUCAUGUAUUCACAUUGGGAGCUAAACCAUGGAGACGGAUAGGUUGUGGCAUUCCUCAUACCCCUGAGUCUAACGGUCUGUGUAUUGAUGGGUUUGUGUACUACAUUGCGCACACGGACAGAGGAAUGAGGCUAAUGAGAUUCAGUUUAAACUCUGAGGUGUUUGAUAUCUUUGCUAGCGUAUCUGAGGAACUUAGACCUUUGGUUAAUCAGGACAACGGUUCUAGAUUUCUAAUAAACUACCACGGCAAGGUAGCCACGGCCGUUCAACCUAUCAGCACUGUGGCUUUAGUUGAGUUGUUUGUUUUCGAAGAGGGGCUACAUGAUUUCAAAGAGAUGACUAUCCGUAAUCUUCCCCGGCUUAAUUUACGUAUGAAAGGUAUUAUUAAUCGUACCGGUGAUAUUAUGUUUGCACUUAAGUGUGACACAGCUGAUGCUUGUGCUUUCCGCUAUGAUCCCAAGGGAGGUAGUUUUACGAAGAUGGAGAUUGAAGUUGACACAAGCGAUAUGAUGGUAGUUAGUGAGUUUAAUCUUGCACCACAUUAUUUUGUGGGUUACGUUGAGAGUCUUAGAGCUUCUCAGCUGUCUGAGAAAAACUCAAAAUAUUUUAGUUAA
Molecule: messenger RNA, 1203 nt
Organism: Eruca vesicaria subsp. sativa (arugula)
Lineage: Eukaryota; Viridiplantae; Streptophyta; Magnoliopsida; Brassicales; Brassicaceae
Source: the annotation of a GenBank genome assembly